Molecule: messenger RNA, 774 nt
Organism: Thermothielavioides terrestris NRRL 8126
Lineage: Eukaryota; Fungi; Ascomycota; Sordariomycetes; Sordariales; Chaetomiaceae
Exons: 2
Coding region: 1-774 (257 amino acids)
Source: RefSeq, a predicted model, not a curated record
AUGACGUCCCCGGCAGACCCGCAUACCCGCUGCUACUGGCACAUUAACGGCAGCACCGACACGCUUCUCGACCGGCUGGCCGUCGCCGAGCUCUGCAAGGGCUGGCCCGUCUACCGGGACGCCUCCGAGUGGAAGAACUACCGAUCUCUCUUCGCCGACGAUGCCAUCGUGUGGACCACCUGGAGCGGCCCCCGCCACAUCGACGACUUCAUCGAGAUCUCCAAGGCCGGCAAGGCGCAGGGCGUGUUCAUCAUGCACCGCGAAUGCGGCACCCUGGUCGAGCUGAACCCCGCGCGCAGCCGCGCCAUCGGCAAGAUGAAGGCCACCAUCACGCACCGCUUCAAGUUCGACUCGGCCACCUGCACCGCCAGCAACGGCAGCGACGGCGGCGGCGUCACCACUCCUCUCCUCGCCCAGCCGGCUGAGUUCGACGUCGACUGCGACUGCCGCUUCAUCUUCUUCUGCGAGAAGGACGCGGCCACGGGCGAGUGGAAGGCCAAGUACGUCAAGCUGUUCUACGAGAAGGACAAGGUCGUGCCGGUCGACGGCCACACGGCCCCGCGCUUCUCCGCCGAGGAGCUCGCCCGCAUCCCCGAGGGCUACAAGUACCUCGGCGCCGCCCAGGCCCGCCUCGGCUACCAGAUCGACCUCGACCUGCCCACCGCCGGCGGCGAGCUGUGGGCCCGCAUGUACGGCGAGAUGGAGAAGUGGCUGGACGGGAAGCGCGUCGAUCUCGACUGGGAGAGGGCGGAAAAGAACGGACAGCGGCAGUGA